This is a messenger RNA of Nicotiana tabacum (common tobacco), 2085 nucleotides long. RefSeq names its product serine carboxypeptidase 1-like. The record is from RefSeq and is a predicted model, not a curated record. Gene Ontology annotation, cellular component: vacuole. Gene Ontology annotation, molecular function: serine-type carboxypeptidase activity. Gene Ontology annotation, biological process: proteolysis. Lineage: Eukaryota; Viridiplantae; Streptophyta; Magnoliopsida; Solanales; Solanaceae.
AUGGAAAUCCGUAGAGAAAAGCAAGGAUUUGUCAUAGGACAAAGGCAAUUUACCUUGGAUCUUUUGACAGAAUUUGAUUGCACAGGUCCAGCAGCCGGAUCUCUGCUUUGCAGUCCUUUGUUUAAAUCAGUACAUGCAACACCUUUGCAUUUCUCAUUACUCAGCAGCUCUGCGUGUCUACGUAUUGAUCCUUCUCAAGGAAUUUUCCACUCCGCAGCUCCCUCUUUUGAUUUACUCGCCUUUUGUGACGCUGACUGGGCGGCUUGUAGAGAUUCUCGUCAUUCUAUUUCCAUUUCCAUCUCCUCUGCUGAAGCAGAGUACAAGUCGAUGCGGCGAGUAACUGCUGAAGUUACUUGGUUAGUUCGCCUUCUCUCUGACCUCUCUGCCACUCCGACUUUGCCAGUUCCCAUUCACUCCGACAGUCAGGCAAUAAUUCACAUCGCCCGGAAUCCUGUCUUCCAUGAGCGUACCAAGCACGUGGAGCUUGAUUGGGAAGCAGAUGUUCUACGGCAAUUUCUCAAGGCUCGACGGGCAACGACUAGUAUUAACCACGGCAACGCGGCUGCCGAGAAACAAAGACGAUCAUCGUCAAAAUUCAGAGUGCCACAGGUAGGAUCAAAGGAAAAUGACAAGAUUUUAGCACUGCCAGGGCAACCAAGUGGGGUGAAUUUUGAUCAAUAUUCAGGAUAUGUUACAGUUGAUGCUAAUGCUGGUAGAGCCUUGUUCUAUCACUUCACUGAAUCAACUCAAGACCCUUCUUCCAAGCCUCUUGUCUUGUGGCUAAAUGGAGGACCUGGUUGCUCUUCGUUUGGGAAUGGAGGAAUGACGGAACUUGGACCAUUCCGCGUCAAUAAAGAUGGAAAAACCUUGUGGCUUAACCCAUUUGCCUGGAACAAUGUGGCAAACGUGCUCUUUUUAGAAUCACCUGCUGGUGUUGGAUUCUCUUAUUCUAAUACUUCAUCAGAUUAUGUUACUGGAGACGAAAAGACUAGACAAGACAGUUUCACCUUUCUCAUAAAUUGGAUGGAAAGAUUCCCAGAAUUUAAACACCGCGACUUCUACAUUAUUGGAGAGAGUUAUGCUGGGCACUAUGUACCUCAACUUGCUCAGCUGAUCUUAUCCCACAAGAAAUCAGAACCCAACCUCGUAAUUAACUUGCAAGGAAUAGCCACAGGAAAUGCCUUCAUUGACGAUGAAACAAUGAGUAGUGGUUCAUACGACUUUUAUUGGACACAUGCACUAAUAUCAGAUGAAAUCCAUGAAGGAAUUGUCUCUAAUUGCAACUUCUCAGCAGAAUUUACCACACAAGCUUGUGAUGAGUACACAGACCAAGCAGAUUCAUCUCAAGGCAAUAUAUACACUUAUAACAUAUAUUCCCAACUGUGCAACUCCUCUGCCUAUUUUUCCCUUCCUAUAUCUGGAUUUGAUCCAUGCUCAGCUGAUUAUGUAGACAAUUACCUAAACACUGUUGAAGUACAAAAGGCACUUAAUGUCAGAGACAUACCCCAGUCCUGGGGUUCUUGCAAUGAUUACAUACACGGCUCUUGGCAAGAUUCCCCAGAUACUGUUCUACCAAUCUUUCAAGAGCUCAUGCAAAGUGGCAUUAGGGUUUGGAUUUAUAGCGGAGACGUAGAUCAUAUUGUGUCUGUAACGACAAGCAGAUACGCUAUAAACAAAAUCAAAACACCAGUCAAAACGCCAUGGUAUCCUUGGUUCUUCCAAGGCGAGGUUGGUGGUUAUGCAGUAGAAUACCAGAACUUGACAUUUGUGACGGUAAGAGGAGCAGGACAUUUUGUUCCAAGCUAUCAACCCGGUCGUGCAUUGACCAUGUUCUCAUCUUUUAUCAAUGGCACACUCUUGCCCAGCUCGCCUGCAAACUUGUUACUUCUAUAUCAAGAUUCAACUGUCGCAGUGCCCAUAAAGCUCUAUGCUCCAACUCCACUGCUCCCUCCAACCUUGAAAGGUGGUCUGCCACUUGGUUUUCUGCCCCUUUUCUAUCGCGUAUCUCCAAAUCAAAUUCUUGUAGCAAAAGAACCUAACGGAUCAAGCGUGGCUUGGACUCCUUCUUUGCUAUUAGGUACCUAA